Peronospora belbahrii is the source of this 1728-nucleotide messenger RNA. NCBI's taxonomy places the organism in Eukaryota, Oomycota, Peronosporomycetes, Peronosporales, Peronosporaceae. The record is from the annotation of a GenBank genome assembly.
AUGAAGGUAGUGUGCGUUUCGGAUACGCAUGGAUUACACGAGGACGCACUUGCUAUUCCACGUGGUGAUGUAUUCAUUCAUGCAGGUGAUUUUACAGACACGGGUGAACGACAUGAAGUUGUAGCAUUUAAUCAGUUCCUAGGACGGCUACCACAUCGAUAUAAACUUGUAAUAGCUGGCAAUCACGAAUCAUCGUUUGACCGUCACUUUUACCCGAAAUAUUGGCACCAAUAUGGACAUCAACAACAGUAUGAUCCAAAUGAAGUACGUGCGCUACUUACGAACGCUCUGUACUUGGAAGAUGAAGCAGUACUUAUUGAGAACUACCUUUUUUAUGGUACACCCUGGCAACCGGAAUUUUGCAAUUGGGCAUUUAAUUUGCCUCGAGGUGAUCCAUUACUACGUCAAUGGAGACUCAUUCCGACGGAUACCGAUGUGCUCGUGACACAUACGCCUCCAAUGGGUCACGGAGACCUCGUUGGUUGUCAACGCGUUGGCUGCGCCGAUCUGCUGCAUGAAGUGGAAAAUCGAGUGCGACCCAAGUUGCAUGUGUUUGGACAUGUGCACGAAGGCUACGGACGCAGUACCAGCUCCGAUGGAAAGAUCACAUAUGUUAACGCCUCGAUAUGCACUCACGACUACGAACCUGUCAAUCCGCCCUUCGUGUUUGAUUUGAAUGGGCCACCAAAACGAGGCUGGCCUAAGCACACGAUGCCAUUGAUGACUCCAUCGUCCUGCGAUAGUCCGAGUAUUCGUCGCAAUAUCAGUACUAAUGGCGUCAGUAGCCUCAGUAGCCUCAGCAACCUCGAUACUGGCAUGGAUGCGGUACCACCAGUCGAAGCGCAGCCCAAAGAUUAUGAUCUGAUGCUGCACGCAUGGCUACGUCUCUGCUCUCACAAACCCCCGUUUGUUGAGCGACAAGAAGUGAAAACGUGCAAAAAGAAGAGUGAGACCAAACUGCAGGAUUUUCGUGUGGACGGUACGGCCUCUGGGCUGCUUUUUGAAAGCACGUUAAAGCUGCGCCCCGUGAUGAAUGUACAAAAGCGUGCGUUGCGGUAUCUCUUUUCACAAGGGUUCCGCAGCAAUUUAGAUAAUUACCAGGGCGAGAAAGUUGACAGUCAAACAGUUGUAGUACCGAUGAAGCAAGAAGAGUCCGCGAUGAAUGCUGAAGAUGACAGUGAAGUUAGCGAGUCCACGAAAGAGCGGCGAAACUAUGGGAUCUCUCGCCGUGUUACAGUAGCCGUUUUGAAGGAUAUAGACGAGGGUAAAGAAGGAAUGGAUGAUCGUGAUCGAGAGCACGUGCAGCAGGCUCGUGUAGCUGCUGCUGCCCUUGGUAAAGCGACAAAAGCUCAGUCUCGUCGUUCCGGACGAAACAAAACACUGCAGCGCCGAUCAGCGAUACCGAAGCUUGCUUCACUAACUGAAGAGCCGAUUGAAGGCGAAACGACACCAAAUUGUACCAGUUCAGCGGGUAUAUCAGUACAGGAAGAACGAUCAAGUGAAGAUGCCGCUGUUUCGGAAACUAUCGUUGUAACCUCACGCAUUGUCGAGUGCGCGUUGUGCAAGUAUAAUGUUGCCGGUCACGUUCAUCCAGAUUUACACCCCACACUACCGCCAGCUUCAGCAAAGGUCCUUCAAGACGCAAAUGAAGAGGAAAAGGCGUCAAAUAAGUGGCAGUGCAAGACUGAAAACCCACCACCAUCCAACCGUUUAUCAUCUUGGUUCUGA